GACCACUACUUUUCUGCCCUCUGCUCACCAGAUUUUGAUUCGAAGAAGAUAUUUUUUCCUCUGAAUUCUAGCAAGGCAUUUGGGGUACUUCAAAAGAUCGCGCAAAUGCAAUACAGAGAUUUUUCGUCGGAUGUCCCAUGCGUGUCUUAGUACGUGAAAACCGUGUUCCUCAGUCGAAGGUGGUCUCCGAAAAAAUCAUAAAUAUUUGAGUGACUUUGAAACCACGAAAUCCAAAUAAAAAAAAGACCGCAAAACACUUGUCAUAAAAUAUAAUACAAAUCAAAACAAAAUGUUUGCCACUUCAGCCGCCGUCAAGGCCAUCGCACGCCGCGAGGCAACCCUCAAGGCCGCCGUAAAUAUUCGUGCCAUGUCAAAUCUCAGCGCAUACGAUGAUUUCGGAAAGAACGUAUUCACUGGAAAGGUUGCCGACGAAUAUUUGAAAAAGCACGGUGCCUCGGGAGAAACCCUCAAGGACCCCAGUUGGGUUAACAACGACGCCGACAAGGUCGCCAAUGCAGUAUUUGAUUGGUGAGUAAUCUAUAGAAUUUAUUGAAAUUAGAGAUCGGAAUAAGACCAACCCUUCGAAAUUUUCAUUUAUCGACGGUUGCAAAAUUAUGGCAUGUCGUUUUGUCAGUGUUCUCAUUUUUUGUUGUAUUUAUUUUCGAAUACUCUUGUCACAAAAUAAUCCGACAGGGCCCUCGACCGUGGUGCAAAUGUCUUCUGCCACUGGUUUCAACCCAUGGCCUCCAGUGGAGUUCGUCACGGAUUGACCGGACAAGUCCAGAAUAUGAUGUUGAAAUUCAACGGCGACGGCGAAGUCGAACAAGAUUUCAAGGGAAAGACUCUUGUCAAGGGAGAAACUGAUGGUUCUUCUUUCCCCAAUGGUGGACUCCGUGGAACUCACUGUGCUGGAGGAUACCUUGCGGUCGAUACCUCGUCCCCUAUUUUGUGCCGUGGUGAUACAAUUUUCAUUCCUUCAGCCUUCGUUUCGUACUACGGAGCUGCUUUGGAUGAAAAGACCCCUCUUCUCAGAGCGAACUCUGCCCUCGACAAACACGGAACCCGCCUUUUCAGCCUCCUCGGUGGAGACGCAAGCAGCGGAGUUCAGUCGAACAUCGGUCUCGAACAAGAAAUUUUCCUUAUCCCUCGUGAAGAAUACUACCGCCGGCCCGAUCUUCAAUUGACGGGACGCACCAUCAUGGGAAAGAACGCCCCGCGUGGACAAGAGAUGUGCGAUCAUUACAUGGCCCCUCUUUCCAGCGCAACUGCUGCCUUGGCCUGCAUGCAAGAAAUCCAAGACGAAUGCUGGAAAAUGGGAAUUCCUCUUAAGACUCGUCACCGAGAAGUCGCUCCCAACCAGUUUGAUUUUCCCCUCUUUACGGAACCAACACCACCCAGAUCGAUCAAAAUGUUUUCGUCAUGCAAAUUAUCGAAGAAACCGCCCCUAAGCACGGUCUUGCCGCUCUUCUUCAGGAAAAGCCAUUCAAUGAGGUUAAUGGAUCCGGAAAGCACAACAACUGGUCCAUCGCUACACGCUCCGGUGUCAACUUCCUCGACGUUGAAGACGUUUGGGAAGCCACCGGAAACCCUGAGGCGUUCCCUAUCAUCAUGGCUGCUAUUGUUGCCGCUGUUGACGAAAAUGGUGACCUCAUGCGUGCCGCCAUUGCCAGCCCCGGAAAUGAUUUCCGAUUGGGUGCCUGCGAAGCACCUCCUGCUAUUGUAUCCACCUACCUCGGUGAAGAUUUGACCUCUUACCUCGAAAAAUUCAUUGCCGGAGAAACCUCCGAGUACAAGCCUGGUAAAAAGAUGCUCGACCUCGGAACCCGUGAGGUCCUCCCAUUCGAGGUUCCUGCCGAAGAUCGCAACCGUACUUCUCCAUUCCCUUACGGAGGAUCUCGAUUCGAAUUCCGUGCCGUCGGAUCAUCCCAAAAUGUCUCUUUGGUAAACACCGUACUCAACACCAUUGCCGCUGAGAAAUUCGCCCUCUUCGCCGACCGCAUCGAAGCCGGUGAGGCACCCGCCGAUGUUGCCCGUGAGGCCCUCAAGAAGCACUGGAAGGUCAUUUUCAAUGGAGACAACUACGAUGAAGCCAAUCAACAAAUGCUCACCGAUUCCGGUGUCUGGCGUAUUGAUUCUGGUGUUGAAGCCAUUGCAACUCUUUCCAGUGACAAGAAUGUUGCUCUAUUUGAAAAGAUGGGUGUCUUCAACGGCGAGGAAUUGUCUGCCAGGCAAGAUGUCCUCCACGAUCACUACACCGGAACCGUUGAGAUGGAAGCCUUGUGUAUGGUUGACAUGAUCAACCAACACGUCAUCCCAUCCGUCAAGGCUGCUGGAGUUGGUCCUCUCGAUGAAUUGUCCGCUGCCGUUACUACCAUCACUGCUGCCGUCGCCGAGAUCCACGCUGCUGAAAGCUCCAUGGACAAGGCCCAACUCGCUCGCGUCCUUCGUCUCGAGACCAUGAUUGACAUCCGCGCCACAUGCGAUGCCGCCGAAGAAGUUGUCCCUGCCGAAAAUUGGACUCUUGCCACUUACAAGGAAUUGAUGUUCCUCGACUCACACGUUGACCCCGAACCUGAUUUUUUCGGAGAAUAAAUUCUGGUUAAAUGAAGUCUGUAGCAUUUGCUGACAAUGCAAUUUGCUCUGUGAUAUCGCCAUUCGUGGGGCAACUUGAGAAUAUCUCAUAUUUUUUACUUCGUAAUUUAGUGCAGCAUUUUUAGAAAAUAAAAUGAAAAUAUUUUU
Messenger RNA from Pseudo-nitzschia multistriata, 2739 nucleotides. NCBI's taxonomy places the organism in Eukaryota, Bacillariophyta, Bacillariophyceae, Bacillariales, Bacillariaceae. The record is from the annotation of a GenBank genome assembly.